This is a messenger RNA of Carcharodon carcharias (great white shark), 2633 nucleotides long. Its product is annotated as kelch-like protein 13. The record is from RefSeq and is a predicted model, not a curated record. The transcript has 7 exons. Gene Ontology annotation, cellular component: Cul3-RING ubiquitin ligase complex. Bases 53 to 2035 code for a protein of 660 amino acids. Gene Ontology annotation, molecular function: cullin family protein binding; ubiquitin-protein transferase activity. Gene Ontology annotation, biological process: protein ubiquitination; regulation of cytokinesis. NCBI's taxonomy places the organism in Eukaryota, Metazoa, Chordata, Chondrichthyes, Lamniformes, Lamnidae.
UCUGCUGUAAAUAAAAAUGCAUGGCAUUGUUUGCUGUCUUACCUAACUCACCAUGCCAUUGAAAUGGAAACUCUGUAAUAGCCCCAGUGACAGAAGAUUCUUGGUUUCUGUUCUCAAGGCAUCCAGGACAACUACAGCCUCUCCAGCAUACAUUUCGCUGCUAGAAGAGGACACUUUUCCUCUGAAAGUGUCUUUGGCCUGCAGUAGGAUGGGAGUGUCAAAAAAUUGCCAGCCUUCUGCUUCUCUUACAAGCUCUCAAGCCUUCAACAGUGAGACACAUAGCUCAGCUGUGCUGCAGGGGUUUAACAACCUGAGAAAUAAUGGUUUACUCUGCGAUGUUACUUUAGUGCCAGAAGAUGGAGAUGAAAGAUUUCCUGUGCAUAGAGCCAUUAUGGCAUCAGCGAGUGACUAUUUUAAGGCCAUGUUCACAGGUGGUAUGAAAGAACAGGAACUGAUGUCUAUCAAACUACAUGGAAUAAGCAAAACAGGACUGAAAAAUAUUAUAGAGUUCAUCUAUACAUCCAAACUGUCUCUCAAUAUGGACAACCUCCAGGACAUACUAGAGGCAGCCAGCUUCCUUCAGAUAAUGCCUAUCCUUGAGUUCUGCAAAGAGCUUCUAAUUUCUCAGGUUUCUCUCGAAAACUGUGUCGAAAUUGGUCGUAUUGCUAAUGCAUACCACUUGACCAAAGUAGAUGAUUACAUCAAAGACUGUAUUCUGAAGAACUUGUUAACACUAUUAAACAAUGGGGAAUUUAUUAAGUUGUCAUACGACCAACUUGCCUUUGCACUUGGCAAUGAUAGCCUGAAAAACUGCUCUGAGCUUCAGUUAUUUAAAGCUGCCUGUCAGUGGCUGCAGCACGAGGAAUGUCGAAUGCAGUUUGCUGCAAAACUGAUGAAGCACAUUCGUUUCCCACUGAUGUCACCACAGGAGCUUCUUGAACAUGUUCAGAAAGUUGAGUUCAUGCGAACUGAUACCACUUGUGUUAACCUUCUACUUGAAGCUAGCAACUACCAGAUGUUGCCUUACAUGCAACCAAUCAUGCAGUCAGAAAGGACUAGGAUCCGUUCCAAUUCGACACACCUGGUCACCCUGGGGGGUGUUCUCCGCCAGCAGCUUCUGGUGAGCAAGGAGUUGCGUUUGUUUGAUGAGAACACUCAAAUGUGGAAGUCGUUGGCUGCCAUGGAUGUGCCACGUUACCAGCAUGGUGUAGCUGUGAUUGGAAAUUUCCUCUUUGUAGUUGGUGGGCAGAGCAACUAUGACACAAAAGGGAAAACAGCUGUUGAUACAACAUAUAGAUAUGACCCCCGCUACAACAAGUGGAAACAGAUGGGCUCCCUAAAUGAAAAGAGAACUUUCUUCCAUUUAAGUGCUCUUAAAGGAAAUCUGUAUGCAGUAGGAGGCCGGAAUGUUGCUGGAGAAUUAGCCACGGUUGAACGCUACAAUCCGACAACCAACGAAUGGACUUUUGCCACUCGAAUGAAUGAGCCUCACUAUGGACAUGCUGGAACAGUUCAUGGGGGAUACAUGUACAUAUCAGGUGGAAUUACUCAUGAUACAUUUCAGAAAGAACUGCAGUGCUAUAAUCCAGAAACUAACAGUUGGUCCCGAAAAUCAGACAUGUCUACAGUUCGUGGGUUACAUUGUAUGUGCUCGGUUGGAGAUCGGCUUUAUGUUAUUGGAGGGAACCAUUUCCGGGGCACAAAUGACUAUGAUGACGUACUGUGUUGCGAGUACUAUUGCCCGAAUGCAGAUCAGUGGAGUCACAUUGCUCCAAUGCUACGUGGACAGAGUGACGUUGGUGUAGCAGUGUUUAACAACAACAUAUAUGUCAUUGGGGGCUAUUCGUGGAACAAUCGUUGCAUGGUAGAAAUUGUCCAGAAGUACGACCCAGAAAAGAAUGAGUGGCAGAAAGUUUUUGAUGUGCCUGAACCACUAGGUGGUAUUCGGGCAUGUACCCUGACAGUUCAUAUGCCAGAGGAUGAAUUGGAAUCACCACCUCGAGAAUCGCCACUUGUGGCACCACAUGAUACUUAGUGAUUUGAAUCUUAACCAAUGACUACUGUGGAUUCCUCCUUACUGUGCCAUCUAUUCAUUGUAUUCUUUCAACAAGCUCUACUUAACUUAAUCAAGUCAAAUAGUCUACAACACCUUUGUUUGUAAAAGGCAUUGAUGCCAUAUGUGAAAUCUAGGGCUAACUGAUUCACAGAUAACCAUAUACUGUAAAUUCAUGAAAAUUGUUCAAACUUUAAUAUAAUCUCUAUCAUUCACUUCAUGGUGAAAUGAAAAAUGUAAACAUUUCUUAGUCUCUGCAUGUCAUAUUUGUACUACCUAGUAAUUUAAAUUACAGACGUAAUUAUUGUCCCUUUGCUAACAUUUGCUACUCUCAAACAUCUUUCCGACUUGCCAACUUCUUUGAUCUCUUCCUUCAUUUGGAUGCCUAGGAACUAUCAAGACUGCCUAGCUUUCUACAAAAACACAAAUGGGGCACCAAUGAGAACUGGUCAUUGUACAUAGAUUUUUUUUCAAUGUAGCCCAAGGACUUUAUUUCAUUCCAGUAUAGUUUAUUUGAUGAUGAUAUUUUCAAAACAUCACAUUUUAAAGAGUAAGUAAAUAUAAAGUAGUUAAACAAUGA